Messenger RNA from Centropristis striata (black sea bass), 654 nucleotides. Its product is annotated as ninjurin-1-like. Gene Ontology annotation, cellular component: membrane. Gene Ontology annotation, biological process: tissue regeneration; cell adhesion. The transcript has 5 exons. The record is from RefSeq and is a predicted model, not a curated record. Bases 1 to 654 code for a protein of 217 amino acids. NCBI's taxonomy places the organism in Eukaryota, Metazoa, Chordata, Actinopteri, Perciformes, Serranidae.
AUGUUGCAUUUAUCUCCGUCCCAGUCGUCGCAUCCUCCUCUCCGGGUGCAGAUCGAGCAGCUACCGAUGCAGAGUCUCUGCAGCAUGCGGAGCCUGGUUGAUCCAACGGUGGCGAGGCGCACAAAUGUGUUUCCCAUUCAGCUCGCUUGGUUCACGCCCCUGCAGGACGCUUUACAGCUCAGCUUCUCAGAGCUGCAGCCUGCAGAUGAGGAGCAGUACAACACGCAUGGGAACAUUAUGAGCAGCAGCAACAGGGGAAGUUGGGCUGAGGCCUCCCAUCCAGAUGUUGGGCCCAGCAGCAGCCCAGCCCCCAUGAACAUGAACCACUAUGCCAAUAAGAAGAGUGCAGCUGAGAGCAUGCUGGAUGUGGCUCUGCUGAUGGCCAACGCCUCCCAGCUGAAGGCUGUGUUAGAGCAGGGGCCAAGCUUCUCCUUGUACACCCCCAUCAUCACCCUGAUCAGCAUCUCCCUGUGUCUGCAGGUCACAGUCGGGGUCCUGCUCAUCUUCAUAGUUCGAUGGAACCUGAAUGAUGAACAAAAGCAUUGGAGGCUUAACAUGAUGGAGAACGUGACCACAGGGCUGGUUUUUAUCAUCGUGGUGGUUAAUGUCUUCAUCACAGCCUUUGGAGUCCACCGGCCGAACCGCGGCGACUGA